Hyaloscypha bicolor E is the source of this 1437-nucleotide messenger RNA. RefSeq names its product 5-methylthioadenosine/S-adenosylhomocysteine deaminase n1. Lineage: Eukaryota; Fungi; Ascomycota; Leotiomycetes; Helotiales; Hyaloscyphaceae. The record is from RefSeq and is a predicted model, not a curated record. Bases 1 to 1437 code for a protein of 478 amino acids. The transcript is spliced from 2 exons. Gene Ontology annotation, molecular function: hydrolase activity, acting on carbon-nitrogen (but not peptide) bonds.
AUGCCAUCCGAACCCUCAACAUUCUACAAACACGCAACAAUAAUCACCAUCAACCCCGCCCGAGAAGUGAUCCUUGAUGGCGGCGUUCUGGUGACUGGAUCUCGCAUCGUGGGAGUAGGAAAGACAUCCUCUUUCCCACCAUCCUUUCUCCCCCAAAACACGAAGACCAUAACCCUCAAAGGUCGCAUUCUCAUCCCAGGCCUCAUCAACACGCACUCCCACCUGGCCCAGUCCCUCCUCCGCGGUCUCGCGGAAGACCUCCCCUUACAUUCAUGGCUCUGCGACUCGAUUUGGCCGCUGGAGGCAUCUUAUGAUACAGAUGAUGGAUAUUUUGCUGCGAGGUUAACGAUUGCAGAGAUGUUGAAGAGUGGCACGACCUGCUUUUUGGAGAGUAUGCUGACGCAUCGGAGCGGAUUCGAGAAUGUCGUUCGAGCUGUGGAAGAGAGUGGUAUCCGUGCAUGCUUGGGAAAGCUCGUGAAGUUCGAGGAAAGCAACAAAGAGCUCAACAUCACCGAUCCAAGAGAUAAAGACGUGGCGUCGAUGUCCAUCUCCUCCAUGCUCGCAGCUCAUGAAAAGCACCAUGGGACAUUCAAUGGCCGCCUCCAUGUCUGGGCCGCAGCAGGUACACCGCGCGGCUCACCCCUCUCCUCGCACCUCGGAAUCGGAGAAGCCUGCAAAGUGCGCGAUAUAGGACUCACGAUGCACUGCGCAGAAGCACCGCGCGAUCUGGCCAUUUACCGCGAAAGCUACGGCCUAACACCGAUGCAAUUCUGCCACCAAGCAAAGCUGACCGGGAAAAAGACAGUCCUUGCUCACAUGGUGCACUUGGAUCUCGAAUACGACUUGCCGAUUCUGGAAGCUACAGGAACAACAGUAGCGCAUAAUCCAAACAGCAACCUCAAACUCGCAUCCGGUAUUGCAAAGGUGCCGGAGAUGCUGGAAGGAGGUAUCAACGUCUCCCUCGGCACAGACGGCGCGCCGUGCGGGAACACAUAUGAUAUGUUCCGGGAGAUGCAUUUAACGAGUAUUCUCCACAAAGGUGCGAAUCUUGAUGCGGAGUUCGUUGGGGCGGAGGCUGUGCUGGAGAUGGCGACGAUUAAUGGUGCGAGGGCGUUGGGGCUGGAAGGGGAAAUUGGCAGUAUUGAGGUGGGGAAGAAGGCGGAUUUCGUGGUUGUGAAGCCGGGGUUGAACGCGGCGCCUUGGGAUGAGGGACAAGUGGCGCUGGGGGGAUUGAAUCCCAUGACUGUAGUUGUUUAUUCGUGUUCUGGGAGUGAGGUUGAGAUGGUGGUUGUGGAUGGGGAGGUUCUGGUAAGUGAGGGGAAAUUGGUGAAGAUGGAUGAGGGGGAGGUUAUCGAGGCUGCGAAGAGGACGAUCCAAGGGAUUAGAGAGAGGUCUGGUGUCAAAGCUGUGAAUAGGAAGGGGUGGAAAUAUGUUUAG